AUGGAUUAUCAAAAUCGGGCUGGUUCGAAGAAAGGUUCUGGCGGUAUUGCAUCUGCUUCGCAAGAAAACCUGCACAGAAGGAAACAGGUAGAGGAACUGCUGAGGGACGGAGAAGAUGUGCCAUAUUCCUUCCAAGGCGUUAGCAAAGAGGAUGAAGAGCUCAGUAAAAAGAACCCCUAUAUUUAUAAGAAUCAUGCGGGCCGUUUAGUAUGCAAGCUUUGCAAUACGAUGCAUAUGUCAUGGUCUAGUGUGGAGAGGCAUUUGGAAGGUAAGAAGCAUGGGCUAAACUUGCUGCGAAGAGGCUCAAGUGCUGCUCACAACCAGCGGAAGGAAUUCUCGCAAGAAGAAAUCGAAUUCCAGAAACAGGUUGAAGAACUGCGAGCUCAAAUCAAAGACAACGGUCUUCUCCCACACUAUCAAGUGGCCAAAGUACAGGAUCCAAUUUCCAAUGCCAGAGGAAUAGCAAUGAAGCUCACAUACCCAGAUGAAGGUCGCGCGCUCGAUGUGGACGAGCGUCCUUUUGUCAGAUUGAUGUCCAGUUUAGAAAUGUCAAACGAGCAAGGUGAUGACAAAAAAUUCAUUUUGGUGGCUUUUGAGCCUUUCAAAACAGUAGCGGUCGAAGUGCCAAACCAAGAUUUGCGCGCAAUUGAGUUCAAUACCUCUAAUGAGCCUUUUGUGGAUGAUUUCAACACCAAGUUUACCUACUGGGACGCUGGAAAUCUAACACUAUACAUCCAAGUUUUUUUCAAAGACGAGGAGUAG
This is a messenger RNA of Lachancea lanzarotensis, 762 nucleotides long. It is a transcript of the gene PRP11, whose product is annotated as LALA0S02e09758g1_1. The transcript has a single exon. Gene Ontology annotation, biological process: spliceosomal complex assembly. The record is from RefSeq and is a predicted model, not a curated record. Gene Ontology annotation, molecular function: zinc ion binding; nucleic acid binding. The coding region runs from base 1 to 762 and encodes 253 amino acids. Lineage: Eukaryota; Fungi; Ascomycota; Saccharomycetes; Saccharomycetales; Saccharomycetaceae. Gene Ontology annotation, cellular component: U2-type prespliceosome; U2 snRNP; catalytic step 2 spliceosome.